Molecule: messenger RNA, 720 nt
Organism: Fusarium coffeatum
Lineage: Eukaryota; Fungi; Ascomycota; Sordariomycetes; Hypocreales; Nectriaceae
Exons: 1
Coding region: 1-720 (239 amino acids)
Source: RefSeq, a predicted model, not a curated record
AUGAGCAACCUCUCAGACUACAGCCUCCUGUCCUUUGACGUCUAUGGCACUCUUAUCGACUGGGAGACAGGCGUUCUGAACGGUCUCAAUCCGCUGCUCGAGGCCAACAGUGCCGAAUUCUCUCGAGAGCAUCUUUUGAAUGUUUACCAUCAGGCUGAGGCGGCCCAGCAAGACAAGACCCCCGAUCUAGCAUACUCUGAGCUUCUCACCACCAUCCAUCCUCAAAUUGCUGAGCGCCUUGGCCUCUCUACCACUAAAGAGCAAGACAAGGCUUUUGGCGAUUCUGUCGGGUCAUGGCCCGCCUUUCCCGACACCGUUGACGCCUUACGCCGCCUAGGCAAGCACUACAAGCUUGUCGUCCUCUCUAACGUCGACCGCGAGUCAUUUUCUGGCAGUAACUCGGGACCUCUACAAGGCGUUCCUUUUGAUCUCGUCAUUACUGCUCAGGACGUUGGCAGCUAUAAGCCUAGCCCGAGGAACUUUGAGUACAUGCUGCGCGAAGUUGAAUCCAAAUUUGGAAUCCCUAAAGAGAAGGUGCUGCAAACAGCGCAGAGUCAGUAUCAUGACCAUCAACCCGCGAAGAAGUUUGGCAUUAAGUCGAGUUGGAUCGAGAGGCCGGGAGCGACCAUGGGUAAUCGAGAAAACCCUGUCUACGACUGGAAGUUUGCUACGUUGGGCGAUAUGGCAGAUGCGUUGGAGAAGGAACUUGCCAACAAAUAG